Molecule: messenger RNA, 4651 nt
Organism: Bacillus rossius redtenbacheri
Lineage: Eukaryota; Metazoa; Arthropoda; Insecta; Phasmatodea; Bacillidae
Product: protein takeout-like
Exons: 6
Coding region: 24-794 (256 amino acids)
Source: RefSeq, a predicted model, not a curated record
CGGCGGCAGUGCAGGGUGCGAGCAUGGUGCUGCCUGUGGUGCUGAUGGUGCUGGUGGCGCUGGUGGCGCUACUGGCGGCGGCAGAGGCCGCUCUCCCGAUGCCGGAGUACCUGAAGGCGUGCUCCAGGAACGACCCAGGCCUGGACGAGUGCGCGCUGAGGAACGGAGUUGCAGCGAUCCCUCAUCUGCUCGCAGGGGACCGCGCCUACAGCAUCCCGCCUCUGGACCCGCUGAAGAUCGCGGAGAUACGCAUCGAGGGCGCGGACAGCAAGGCGCCGACGGGACUGGACAUAGUCUACAAGGACAUGACGGCCUCCGGCCUGGACCGCGCCCAGCUCAGGAGCACGCACUUCGACCUGAAGAAGAAACAGAUGGAGCUAUCAAUUCUAAUUCCUGAGUUGCGGUUGGUGAUGCAGUAUGAAAUGGACGGAAAGUUCCUCUUGCUGCCAAUCAAAGGAAAGGGACGGGAGACCAUCAACAUGACCGAUGUGGACAUCACGUACGGGCUGGACUACGAUCUGGUCACCAAGCCUGACGGACUGGAGUACAUGAAGCCCACGGACAGUCGCCUCAAGUACAAGACGACGCGCAUGUACCUCCACCUGGACAACUUGUUCAACGGCGACAAAACUUUAGGCGAGAACACCAACCGCUUCCUGAACGAGAACUGGGAGGCGGUGGACGCCGAGUUCGGCCAGGUCAUCGCCCAGGCCAUCGGCGAGGUCAUCAAGCAGAUCUUCAGCAGCUGCAUGGACCUGGUGCCCUACAAGGACCUGUUCCCGGAGAGCCUGUGACCGCCCCGUCGCUCCCUCAGGACUCUCUCCGGACUGAGCUCUCGACAGAACCACUGAGACCGACGCCACUUAUUUAGUAACGGAAACAUCAUUUGUCGCUGAACAACGUUUCAGAAUCAAUCUCCAACAACAAGCAGUGUUUGUGCGAGUUGGUCUGAGGUUCAGUAGAGGUUCACUCGUAUAAUAUUAAACAUCUCGUUCCGGGAUUUUCGAUGUCUACAUUGAGCUCUGGGUUUAACAUGGGCAGUAAAUCAACCUAGACCAUUGCUUACUUGCCACAUCAUUUCACCAAGAAAUUAUAGAGUUGUUAAAUAACAUUAUGGAUAAAAACAUUUUUUGCAUAGAAAUUUAUUUCUACAUUGUGCACUUCGGUUAGUUUAGACAAAACAAAUUAGCCAAUUAAAACUGUUACACUUAAAUUAGUUAUGUACAAUAAAUAUAUAUUUUUCAUUACUUAAGUUUCAUUUCUACAGAACUAAGUCAGGCAUGAUAAUGUUGUCCUCCAAUUGAGUAUUGGAUCAUGAAUCGCCAGAUCAGUGAAAGUUAUUUCACUUAAGUGCAGUUAUCGAUAUCCUUCGCUCCUUCUUUUUGCUUCUUUUUAGGUGUUAUCUCUUGAUGUCUAUUCUACCUGCACACACACACACCUUUGCGCAAUUUUUAAAUAUUCUUUUACUAAAAUUCCUCUUUUUCUGUAAACCCACAUUAUUCUGUCUUUCUUAUUUCUGUAGGGAUCAGAUUUCACUAACAAGUAACCCAUCCACGUAUUUCCACAGCCAUAUGUUGCUUUUAUAAGCUGGAGAGUGACACUGUGGCAAAACUUUACGUUGCUUGGUGUCUUUUCUUGAAAUGCUUCAGUUUUAUUAAAUUCUGAGGAGCCUUUGAUGCCAUUUCAAACGACAGUCAGUUUUUUAAAUUAACAAUCACUGUGCUAAGAGUGUAUUCACCAUGCCAUAUUGAUUCAUUUGUUGCCAUCCCUGCGUUCUUCUUCCUCUUCAGACCAUGGGCGAAGAUAUGCAGGAUAUUCCGGGUGGUGAGAGAGCAAAGGGGGAUAACGUUUUUCAUUCCCAUUUCACAGCUACGAUUCCCCGAGACCAAACGAGGGGCUUUUUGAUUCCAGGGGGGGUUCUGGUCCCCCUGAUAAACCCCCUCCCCCUGGGCUCAACGCCUAUGCUGUUCACUGUUCUUUGUUACAGUUCCAUGGUAGCAGUUAUAGGCUCAUGCGCUUUAUGCUGUAUAAUAAUGAGUAGUUUAGUUUUUUACAAAAACAGUUACAAAGUACCACCAACCCAGGUGAAUGUUAUUUUGUCCACACAACAGCCUUGGAGGAUUGCGAUAUCUUUCUUUCUCCUCUGAGGCCUUACGUUAAAGAUAUUCUCGUCUUUUGUGUACACAAACAGAUUAUUUGAUAGCUUGUAAAGAAAUUUGUUUUGGGUUAUAUAUAUUACUUAAAACUACUCUAGAUAUAAUCCUUUUUCAAGGUUUGCAAGAGUAGUAUAUUUUAAUUGUAGUACACAAAUUACAAUAGACACACACAAGAUAAUAUAAACUAUAUAAUAUAAUACACAAACAGUACACAAACAGUACACAAACAUGUACACAAACAGUGUGAAAGCUCCGCCUUACGCGCCAGGAGAACAGGGUUGUGUGGCUUGAUGCUGAGAGACCAGCUGCUGUAUCUCUCGCGUCGCCACACAAGACAACCUCCGCCUUCUCGAACAGUAGUUAUUCACUGAGUGCAGGUCAGAUGUUCGCUCUCGCGUGGUUCUGCCAUGCGCGAUUUCAGGGUAUUGCUCAAAUAUUACCAUAGGAAGAAAAGUAUACGAUCAAUUCCAAACAUUUUUACUAAAUAAACAGACACAAUAAAUUUUUCAGGUGCAUAAAAGAUUUAUAUCACAUCAAAACAGUUUAAGAAAAAUUGGAGAUACGUAGUUAUUUUUAAUUUUUAGUAUAGAUGAAGUAUCUGAUUUCCAAACUUUUGUUCCAGAGUAUUCGAGUACAUAUUUUACCUUGAUGAACUCCCACUUUCUUCCUUUUCAUUUCAUGAGGUGGACAAUUUAAAAAAAAUUAGUGAACUCCUGCCUUUUUCAUUUUAACUAAUUUUAUACUAUAGUUUAGACUAACACUUUCAUUUGCUAUGUUAAAACAUAUGCUUAGAGUAAUUAAAUAAUUUUACCUUAUUACAAACAUCUCCUAAUUUUGUUUAGGAUAUUUGAUUCAAACACAUCUAUAUUUAAAAAUAAAGGGAACAUACGUAUUAUUUGGUACUUAUCUUGCUUAUAAUUACUUAAAUAAAGUCCCCCUUUUUUUACUCAUCUCCUCUUUUCCCAAACGGAUGCCCACGUGAUAAUCCAGAACUAAGUAAAUAUGGCAAUAUCCGUUAGCAAAAAUCUCACCCCGUGCCCUUCUUUUUACCGCAGAUAUUAAUUCCAAAAUAAUAAUAAUUUACUUAUAUUUAUAUUUAUCUCGCCAAUACUGAUUUAAUAGAUUUCUUAACUUUGUAUUAUUUUUAAAAAAUACUAACCCCUGUUAAAACUUAAUCAGCGGCAUAAAAGCGUAUGAGCCAUAACUUAAUUGAAACGUCAAGGAUUAAUGGAACGGGAGGAUGAUAUUAGUGUAUGUAAAUGAGGAACGAAUCUCUGCCGUGUCCGGAGAAAACGCACAUGGUACUUCUCUACUGCAGAAUUUCACGUAGCAAGACUCCAAGCAACGAUGUCAGUGGUCGUUACGUCACCUCAUCAUGCUUACCAAUAUAUUUUUUUUACAAACGAAGCAUGUUUGCGGGUUGCUUACCGGAAUUUUAACAUAAUGGAGGAUAUCAUAACGUUGUAAAAUAAAUAUUGAAAAUAUCCAGUAUUCUCAAUAUUAUUACUACUGGUCGUACCCAAAUACAUUACACAUGAUGACCUACCACGAUUAGCUCAUUAAAUGUACUUUAUCCCUAAUAUUCCGUCAUGUAUUACGCAAAAUACUUUCACUUGCCUAACUGAGUUGUCAAUUGUAUUUUUGCUAUGGAACACGAUGAGGCCAUAGAAUCUGAUCUAUCCUUAAUUGACGAACACAUUAAACCGCGAAAUGAUUCCUCACAGCUAUAUCGAUUGCGUUACAUGACAAUGGAAUGCGACAAGCAUGGCGAACUGGUCUAUGUUCAGCCUGUCUGUAUCUGAUGUGAAUCGAGGAAAGCGUCCAUGCGGUCUACUGUUGGCACUCGUACCUUCAACACAGCCACGACGUCACGACGUGGGAGACUCCGGUGCGGCCGCUCGUCCAGACGCAAAGGAACGACGUCGAAAGGAGCGGAGCGCUCAGAAGAAGAAGAGAAGAGAGUCAUAAAGAAUAAGAGAGGCGGAAAGAAGAAGAGAGGCAGAAAGAAGAAGAGAGGCGGUAAGAAGAAGAGAAUCAUAAAGAAGACGAGAGGCGGAAAGAAGAAGAGAGUCAUAAAGAAGAAGGGAGUCAUUAAGAAGAAGAGAGUCAUAAAGAAUAAGAGAGGCAUAAAGAAGAAGAGAGGCAUAAAGAAGAAGAGAGGCAGAAAGAAGAAGAGAGGCUGUAAGAAGAAGAUAAUCAUAAAGUAGAUGAGAGGCGGAAGGAAGAAGAGAGUCAUAAAGAAGAAGAGGCAGAAAGAAAAAUAGAGGCAUAAAGAAGAAGAGAGUCAUAAAGAAGAAGAGGCAGUAACAAGAAGAGAGGUAGAAAGAAGAAGAGAGGCAGAAAGAAGAUGAGAAGCGACAACUCGACCGGCGCCUGAUGCAGCAUGCACUGCUCUACGUGAGACAGCAGAUCGUCUACAACACACUCGGCGAAUGUAUUCAACCCAAUUAUUCAAUAUUAUGGUUUCCUUAUGUAUUAAAUAUCUGAAUUUAAAA